Notodromas monacha is the source of this 1096-nucleotide messenger RNA. NCBI's taxonomy places the organism in Eukaryota, Metazoa, Arthropoda, Ostracoda, Podocopida, Cyprididae. The record is from the annotation of a GenBank genome assembly.
ACGUUUGGAAGAAAACAUGAAAGAUCCGAGGUUGUCAGAAAUGGCGGAUGAGCACAGAUACGCGUUGCUGACUGCCACAUUGCUGAGGCAACAGCAGAGGUUGUCUCAUGCCAACAGCGGCGGCGACCCGCGCUUCGGCGCCGUCGUGUCCCGGCGGUACUCGGCGUCCGUCGUGGCGUCCCCGCUCCACCGCAGCACGGACUUCCGCGACUCGGGCCUGUUGCCUGCCAACUCGGGUUUCCAGCUCAACAUGCCCCUCAGCUCGAAUGUGAAGAAGAUCCUCGUGUCCAACGAGGUGCUGGACGAGGUCCAGUCCAGUCUGACCAACCUCAACGGACACACCAUCAUGCGGAAGCGGAGGGAACAGGCCAGGGACUCGUCUUCGUCGUCGUCGACGACGACGAUCGUCGUCCUCGGCGGCGGCGGCGGCGGCGUUGAUCACGACUGCUGUGAAAAGGGUUUCGACGAUCGAGAGAAUGUGGAAACGAGUCCGAACCCAUCAGACGACGUCGAGGAACCCGAAGUGAAGCCAUCGCCGCCAAAAGAAGUCACGUUUGAAGUGGGGACGACGACCCAAACGUCGCCGAAUCCAGCUGCUGCUGCUGAUUUCCCUCCGCUGGCCCGAUUCUCGCCGGCGAAAAUGGCCGCCAUGCUCCACACGGUCGGCCGCCGCGUGGCGACUUCGGCGGCGUCCCUGUACUGGACUUCCUUGGACCUGCUGGACUCGUGCAGCCCGGCCAUGUUGAGGCGGCAUCGGAGACGCCAGAAUGAAGCCGACGGCGGCAGUGCAGGUGAUAAUCACGACAACGACGAGGGGCGAAGCAAACGGCGUUCGGCGUCCAUGCAUAACCUGCCAGCGACAUCUACGGAUAAAUCACGCGUGGAAAUAGUUCUGGUCACUCGGCCGGACUCGACAGACUCUGACGACCACGCGUCAUCCCUGGGCUCGGUGUCGAUCCCUCGGAAUUGCGGCUCCAGCGUCACUCGACAUCUGGCUGCGAGAGUGGAAUCAUCGCGUCAUCACGCGACGACGACGACGACGACGAAAACGACGACGAUGACGAUGCUUGUUCGUUUGCGUCGGUGUCGAGUGGAU